AUGUGGAUGAGAAGUGUUCAGCUAUGGGAAGCGGUGCCGUUUUCGGUUAUGGUGACAAUGGAAGGUUGUACCAUAAUAUUAACCAUUUGGGCAAAAACUGUCAUGACAGUUGAUGGCAUGAGCCCUUUUGUGUUUGUCGUCUACACCCACGCCCUUUCCUCUCUCAUCCUCCUCCUCUAUUCUUUCAUCUUUCACUGCCCCAGGAAAAUAGUCCUAAUGCUCAUCCAUAUUCUCAACCUUCAAGAUAACAAUAUCUCAGAACCUUGGAUUCCUAGGCCUAAGUUACAGUUCUCCAAUUCUUGUGUGUGCCAUGGGCCUAAUGAUCCCAACUUUUUCCUUCCUGCUCUCCAUCAUUCUCAGGUUAAUUCUUCCCUCAACUCAACUUGUUCCUUUCAUUUCAUAAGGACAAGGCUUGAUUGGAGAAGCUCAAGCUUCCAGGCCAAAGUAAGUGGGACACUAAUAUCAAUCAUUGGGGCAGUAGCAGUUGAACUCUACAAGGGUGCAUAUAUAAGAACAUCUUCAGUUUCUUCUUCACCUGGGAAGCAACUUCAAGUCUUAGCACAGAAAGCACUUUUGGUCUUCUCCUCAGAACCAACAGAACAUUGGGUUGUGGGUGGCAUUUUACUGGCAUCUGCUUCUUUAUCUGUCUCAGUGUGGAACAUCAUUCAGCUGGGAACCAUGAAACUAUAUCCGGAAGUGGAUGCAAUGGAAGUGGUAACUUUUUAUAGCUUUCUUGGGACAAUACAGAGCGCAAUAUUAUCCUUGUUCUUAGAAAGAAACCCAAGUGCUUGGAGAUUAAAACUCAACAUGGAGCCCCUUCUCAUUAUUUUAACAGCACUUUUUGGGGGUCUAGUUCGAAGCCGGGUUCACAAUUGGUGCAUGAGCAUAAAGGGUCCAUACUAUGUGCCGCUGUUCAAGCCAUUUGGGAUUGUUUUUGCUACCAUUUUUGGUGUCAGCUUAUCUGCAAAUAGUCUGCAUUAUGGAAGUGUGAUAGGAUCAGUAGUAAUUGGAAUGGGGUAUUUUGCAAUAUCAUGGGGACAAAUCAGAGAAGAUGAAGGGCAGCAAGACCAACAAUGUGUUGAUGAGAGGCUGGAACCUAAUUCUGAGAGGAAAGUCCCUCUCUUGCAAGAAGAAAGUAAUGUGUAG
This is a messenger RNA of Prunus armeniaca (apricot), 1146 nucleotides long. Lineage: Eukaryota; Viridiplantae; Streptophyta; Magnoliopsida; Rosales; Rosaceae. The record is from the annotation of a GenBank genome assembly.